Molecule: messenger RNA, 4301 nt
Organism: Cuscuta epithymum
Lineage: Eukaryota; Viridiplantae; Streptophyta; Magnoliopsida; Solanales; Convolvulaceae
Source: the annotation of a GenBank genome assembly
UAACAAUCUGGUUGGGCUGUUGGGGUGUUUUAAUCAGUCAAGCCGACAUUUCCUCCUCACCGGGACAGCUUCUUCUCCCAGCACCACCGUCAUCUAGACGGCGAUGCCUGCUGAUCCGACGAUAAUCAGUUGCAACUGUCGGAAUGGCUUGGAGAAGCCUCGAGCUAUGGAGACGCAAUGAAAUUAUGUUGGGAACUGUGUUGAAUGUGUUUCGGUUCUACAGAACGAACCCUAAGGUGGUAGACUUGAGGAAGCUUAGGCCGAUGAUUCUUAAGAGGAUUGAGAACAGAGCGAAGGAUUAUCCGGUGAAAGGAAUGAUCCCUGUGGCGGAGGAGGUCCUCAAGUCCAGAGCUCUGCUCUACCGUGGAGUAUCCACCCUCCUCCAACAUAUCUCGGUGUGGGCGUGCAAGUACUGUCCAGAGGUGUAUGUAGGAGAAAGCGGUCAUUUAAUUCGAACAUGUGGUGGAUAUAGGAGGGGGUCAAAGACCCAGCUUCAUGUUUGGAUCAAAGGAACUUUAGAGAACAUCCUACUCCCCGUACAAACAUAUCAUCUGCAGAACAUGUUUCAGAACAUCAUCAAACACCAUGAAAGAUUUGAUCACGACCGGAUUCCUGCCGUUGUGGAAUUGUGCUUACAAGCCGGUGCUAAUCUAGGUGACAAAAGCACAAUCACAAGAGAGAGGGAACUGGAAAGCGAUUUGAUAACUGAACCUUCAUUUGAUCAGGAAAUGAUGUCGAUAGGGAUAGAGACUUUAAAAGCCUGGGAAAGGGUCAGGUCCGGUGUAGUUAAGCUUCUGUUGGUUUAUCCCACGAAGGUGUGCAAACACUGUUCGGAAGUUCACGUGGGACCCUCCGGACAUAAGGCUCGGCUUUGUGGGGUAUUUAAGUAUGAAAGUUGGCGGCGAGGGCAUUUUUGGGAGAAGGCAGGUGUGGACGAUUUGGUUCCUCAGAAUGUAGUCUGGUUCAGACGGCCUCAAGAUCCUCCAUUGCUACUUGAUGAGGGUCGAAACUACUAUGGCCAUGCCCCUGCCGUUGUAGAUCUAUGCACCAAGGCAGGGGCCAUUGCCCCAUCCAAAUAUCAUUGCAUGAUGAAAAUUGAUGGGUUGUCAGCGCCAGUUUCGGUCACAACUUGAUGACAUCAUCAUAUAUAUAAGACUAUAAGAGUAUAAACAAGAGAGCACUAUUUUCCUGGAGUCCUGAAUAGAAGAAUGUCAUCUACCUUCACCAGGUUUGUUGUGGUUCUGUUAGGGUGUAUUUGGAUUUUGGACCAGGGAAAAUGGUAGAGAAAUGAAAACAAAUGUUAAUGGAAGUUAUUUUCAUAUGUUUGAAUUAACGUGAACACACCUAUAUUCACUCUCCAUAUUACAUGUUGCACGUUAUGUAAAUAUCCAACAAGAACACGCAGUCCUACUCUAUAUAGUAAAGACAACAAGCGCUUAUUUAGCCAGACUGCCAGAGACCCAUGUACUAUGACUAACAAAGCUAAUGAAGAAACAUGAUAGUUUCUAUAAUUAAGAAGCUGUGUUUAGCGGGACUGUACAUAAAUAUAAGAUUCAGUUAUUGAAUACAAAUUGCUGCUAAGUGAUAACCAACGAUGUUCACAAUGUUUUAGAGAUUAUCUUUUUGGUUUAUGAGUUAAUGUAGCCGCCAACAUCAGUGCUCAAGGAUUUAAGGUGUUCUUGUUGAUCAACAAGGUAAUGAACUGGGGAAAAGCUGGCAAUAAAAGGGUUAGUGUUUACGCAUGUUUUAAUUUUGGAAACAUUGUAAUGCUUUUAAUAUAUACUACGUUAAGAUAAGAAUCUUCUUUUGUUGUGACUGUUCAUUAUAAAUAGGUAUUUAUUCAUUCCUUAUGUAUAACUAAUUUGCACUUUCUUCUUAAUACCACUGGAAAAUAAAAGUAGAACCUGUAGUGCUAUAUAUAGCUCUAUCAGUCAUCUUUUAAUUUUGAAAUAUGAAACAUGAAUUUAAUCCUAAAAUUUGACUGCAUUUGUACCAAAAAAAAGAGAGCCAUGUUUCAAAACAUUUUUGGUAAAAAAGGAAGCCAGUUUUUAGACCUGUCUGUGUGGUUUCCGGCUAAAUUGGAACCACCGGUUUUUGAACUGGAACCCGAACCACUCCAUUUUUGUGAUUUAGAAGAGGAGGUUUGCUAGUCCGGUUUGGUUGUUCAAAAGUUGUAGUAAUAAUACUAAUUGUACUAAUAAUAGAAAUGAGAAUGAUACUAGUUACUUGUUACCACUCAUUUGUGAUUACUUCAGUUUAUUUUUUUUAAAUUAUUGGUAAUAUGUAUAUGUAGUUAAAUAAUAACUAAAUUAUUUUAAUGCAAUUUUUUUAAUAAUAUACUAGCUUGUAGAUUUUUACAAUGCAAUUUAUAACUACUUAGCUAUUAACUACUACAUAUAUUAUUAUUGUACUUGGUUAUAAAAAUGAUUUAGUUCUUCUAAUUCUUUUGGGAACCCUUCAGUUAAUUUAUUUUUAAAAAAUCAACUAAAAUUUGACAUCCUAAAAAAUAAAAAAUUAGGAACUGGAAAACCGAACCAGAUGGAUUGGAUCUAAAAACGCUUGUUUUGGAACCGGUAAUGUGCGGUUCCAGUUCUGGUUCCUCAAAAUUUGAAACUGCCAAUCGGCAGUUCCGAUUCAGAAUCGAGGAUACUCCUCACUUUUUCAUCAAACAAAACUAGUUUUGUCCCUUAGUGUCAAAUAAGUAUAUGAACACCACCUUUUAACCAAGUUUACACGCAGAAACAACCCGUGUGGACGGUUUUCCUGCAUUGGAAUUGGCUCAUUCUGUUGAAAUUUAUAAAUUUCUGGUUAAAGUGACUACAUUAGCUAAUUCUGCCGAAUUAUGAAUCUUUUUGGCUUAAAACAUAUUCUAUUAUUAAAAUAAAGAAAAAAUCAUAUGAAAAUAGCUAAAAUGGUCUUCUAUAAAAACUUUAGCUAAUCUAGCCAAAAAAUAACGUUAACCUUACUUAUUUUGAUUAUUACACAACUCAACGCGAAAUCAAAAGUUACGUGUUUGAUGAAAAAGUUGGCUAAUAAAAAUCACAAGUUGAAAAACAUGGUUACCAAAUGAGCUCAAAAAUAUGACUCUUGUUUGCAAAAGUUUAGUUAAACCAAUAAAUAAAACUAGAGUUUACUAAAUUGUAGAUGACAAACAAAUUGCAUAUUCGUUUUUGAUUUCAAGUAAAGCUGACAAACAAAUUGAAGUUGAUAAGUUUAGUUAAACCAAUAAAUAAAACUAGAGUUUAUGACUUUUAAUUGUGUCCUGCCCUUGCCUACAUAUAAUCAUUUUUUUACUCAACAAAACGUAUUUAGGAUUUUUCUUGAUCCAAAAAACAGGAAAACCAGGAUACUUGCAUUUGGAAAUCUCCAAGUCAUGUGCAAGAAAACAACGAAGCUAAUGAAAACACAGCAACGACAACACAAUGUCUGCAUCAACCGCAUAACUAAAUUACUUAAACCAACUAAAGGUAGUCCAAAAGUUACUGUUGCAUGUCCAACCUUAAAGAAAGUUUGAAACAGGGAGAAAACAAGGGCCAUGACAUGAGAUUAUCCAAACCCAUCUGCCUGAUCUACCAGCGACGGGAAGUGCUCGCAUUGCCAUAGCCACCGCUUUCCAAGCCGAGAAAAUCCAGAGUGGACGGGCAGUUGCCACCAAAGAUCAUUGCAGGAGAUGACUGGUCCAUCUGGGGAUACUCCUGGAAACCACUUGGUGGAACAAUAAUCGCUUCAUUCUCAGCGUUUAGUGAACGACCAGCCAAUCCACGAAUAUAUGAACCACCACUACCAUCACCACCGGAAGAGGAAGAGUAAGUUAUGGUUGAGCCUACUUGUGCGGCUCGCUGAAGAACUGCAGUUGCGGAUAGGUCAGGCGACAACAGCGGAGGACUUGCGGCAGCCAUGUACUGGAUUUGGAAUAGCGAUGAUGCAUGGCCAAAGAGGCGAGAAGGAUAAACAUAAGAUGAGCUCGGCUGGCUUCGCAUGACACCAACAGGUGAAGUCACAGUUUGUGUUUGUCCUGAAAAUUGUACGCCACCGAUAAUGGCCGUGGUGGCUGCGGGCCAAUGUUAGUGGCUUUACUAGACUUAAACAUAUCAUAUCAAACUAAACAUAAAGAGAUUAAACAUUUUUAGAAAACAAUAAAUAUUAAGACUAUUACUAUAUCUACCAGAAUCUGACAACUAUAAUAAUACUAGAAUUCAAUUAUAUUCAUAAUAUCACAUUGUGUAGCGAAUAUUGAACAUACAUUCAAUCAUGUUUUGCAUAAUGUAAGUUUUUUUCCGUUACAAACUUUAAUCGUUCAA